UUUGGUACCGUGACACACAAAAAGUCGUUAAUAAAAAAGCUUUAAUCUGUGACACAAUCACUAUUGACCCUGUCAAAGUGUACCUUAUUGUUAUUUGCAUGUUUUUUGAAAGCUCUUUGUAUUAAUUUUUUGUAAGAGAUACAUACUAUUUAUGUCCACCUUAAAUAAAUAUAUUUAGCCAUCUAUGUAGGUAAUGUCAUAUACUGAGCUUGAACAUGGAUAUCAAGGGUUGCGUCAAGCUGCUCAUCAGCCACAAUUUUAUGUCGGCGAUGACGGUAAUCUCGUCCCAAUAAGACCUCCUGGCGAGUUGGAUCUGUGCGAGCCUUUAGACCCGCACAGUGAUGGCGGGGGCAAAAAAGUUGUGGUCGGCGUAUGCGCCAUGGCCAAGAAGUCGCAGUCGAAACCGAUGAAAGAGAUCCUCACCCGACUGGACGAAUUCGAGUUCAUUAAGAUGCUCGUCUUCCCAGAGGAGGUUAUCCUAAAGAAGCCGGUUGAGGAGUGGCCGAUAUGCGAUUGUCUGAUAUCGUUUCAUUCCAAAGGCUUCCCUCUCGAUAAAGCUAUUCAAUACGAAAAAUUAAGGAAGCCGUACGUGAUAAAUAAUCUUCACAUGCAAUAUGAUAUUCAGGAUCGGAGAAGAGUGUACGCAAUUUUAGAAAAUGAGGGCAUAGAAAUACCGCGCUAUGCUGUUUUGGACAGAGAUUCACCGGAUCCAAAACAUCAUGAAUUAGUCGAAUCGGAAGACCACGUAGAAGUAAACGGGGUUGUAUUUAAUAAGCCAUUUGUUGAAAAACCGGUAUCGGCGGAAGAUCAUAAUAUUUACAUAUAUUACCCCACUUCCGCUGGAGGGGGGAGCCAGAGGCUUUUCAGAAAAAUAGGAAGUAGGAGCAGUAUUUAUUCUCCAGAAUCUAGAGUUAGAAAGACAGGAUCAUUUAUUUACGAAGAUUUUAUGCCUACUGAUGGGACAGAUGUAAAAGUAUACACAGUGGGUCCAGAUUAUGCCCACGCGGAAGCCAGGAAGAGUCCAGCGCUGGACGGCAAAGUGGAGCGUGACUCGGAAGGCAAAGAGAUACGGUAUCCCGUUAUAUUAUCCAAUCAGGAGAAACUUAUAUCUAGGAAAGUUUGCUUGGCAUUUAAACAGACGGUGUGCGGUUUCGAUUUAUUAAGGGCGAAUGGCAAAUCAUUCGUAUGCGACGUAAAUGGUUUUUCAUUUGUUAAGAAUUCAAAUAAAUACUACGAUGAUUGCGCCAAAAUUCUUGGCAAUAUGAUUCUGCGUGAGCUGGCACCCACGUUGCAUAUCCCCUGGUCUGUGCCCUUUCAACUGGACGACCCUCCCAUCGUGCCCACCACUUUUGGUAAAAUGAUGGAAUUGAGGUGCGUGGUGGCGGUCAUUAGGCAUGGGGACAGGACGCCCAAGCAGAAGAUGAAGGUCGAAGUACGCCAUCCCAGGUUUUUCGAAAUAUUCGAGAAGUACGAAGGCUUCAAACGCGGGCACGUGAAGCUGAAGAAGCCGAAGCAGCUGCAGGAGAUCCUCGACAUCGCGCGCGCGCUGCUGGCCGACAUACACACGCGCCACGCCGACCCCGAGAUCGAGGAGAAGCAGGGCAAGCUGGAGCAGCUGAAAAGCGUACUCGAGAUGUACGGCCACUUCUCGGGCAUCAACCGCAAGGUGCAGAUGAAGUACCAGCCGCGGGGCCGCCCGCGCGGCUCCAGCUCCGACGACGGUAACGCCACGCACGGAUGCGACGGGGAGCCGUCCCUGGUGCUGAUCCUGAAGUGGGGCGGGGAGCUGACGCCGGCCGGCCGCAUCCAGGCCGAGGAGCUGGGCCGCAUGUUCCGCUGCAUGUACCCCGGCGGGCAGGGCCGCCACAUUCCGGGCGAAGGCAGUACCCAGGGGCUCGGACUGCUGCGCCUGCACUCCACGUUCCGCCACGACCUGAAGAUCUACGCGUCGGACGAGGGUCGCGUGCAGAUGACGGCCGCCGCCUUCGCCAAGGGGCUGCUGGCGCUCGAGGGGGAGCUGACGCCCAUCCUCGUGCAGAUGGUCAAGUCCGCCAACACCAACGGCUUGCUGGAUAACGACUGCGAUUCCUCCAAAGUACAAAAUAUGGCGAAGGCGCGGCUGCACGAGGCGAUGCAGGUGGAGCGCGAGUUCAGCGCGGAGGAGCGCGCGCGCAUCAACCCGUGCGCGUCGCUCAGCAUCGCGGCCGCCAUGGACUUCGUGAAGCACCCCGCGCGCACGUGCGCGCACGUGCACGCGCUCAUCCGCCAGCUCGUGCGCAUCGUGCUCGCCAAGAAGGACGACCCCAAGACCAAAGAUACGAUAUUAUACCACGGCGAGACUUGGGAGCUGAUGGGUAGAAGAUGGGGCAAGAUCGAAAAGGACUUCUGUACGAAGAAUAAGACGUACGAUAUCUCUAAGAUCCCGGAUAUUUACGAUUGCAUCAAGUACGACUUGCAACACAACCAGCACACGCUUCAGUUCGACCAGGCGGAGGAGCUGUACAUAUACGCGAAGUACUUGGCGGAUAUUGUUAUACCUCAGGAAUAUGGAUUAACGAUGCAAGAGAAGCUUACAAUCGGGCAGGGCAUCUGCACACCCUUGCUCAAGAAGAUACGAGCCGACUUGCAGAGAAAUAUCGAGGAGUCGGGAGAGGAGAAUGUCAACAGACUCAAUCCGAGGUACAGCCACGGCGUGUCGAGCCCGGGCCGCCACGUGCGCACGCGCCUGUACUUCACGAGCGAGAGCCACGUGCACUCGCUGCUCACCGUGCUGCGCUACGGCGGCCUGCUCGACGUGGUGAAGGAUGAACAAUGGAGACGCGCCAUGGAGUACGUAUCGAUGGUGUCGGAACUCAACUACAUGUCGCAAAUAGUGGUCAUGCUGUACGAGGAUCCCACCAAGGAUCCGUACUCCGAGGAGAGGUUCCACGUGGAGCUACACUUCAGUCCGGGCGUGAACUGCUGUGUGCAGAAAAACUUGCCGCCCGGGCCCGGCUUCCGGCCGCACAGCCGGAACCACUCCACCACCAACAAUUCGAGUCCGUCUGAUGAAGUGAAGUGUAUAGAAGAAGAGGGUGAGGAUGACCAGAUGGCCAGCCAGGAAACAUUACAACCCGACAAUCUGGACGAGCUGGACAAUACAUUCUCACCCAAGAAAACGUCGAAAUCAAAGCUGAGACCGUCGGAUCCAAUACCUAUUUGCAACCUGCACUACACGGUGAGCGGGCACGAGGCGUCGUCGCUGGCGGCGCGCCUCAGCGAGGAGCUGCGCGCGCGCUCGCACGCGCCCGCCGACCCGCCCAGGGAGGAAAAAGAAACGAAGGACGCCGAGGAGCCGCAGCCGCGUGCGCGCAGCUACGACCAGCACAAGCAGACGCCCGACAAUGAUCCACCCGCACUAACUCUCUCCCCACCUCCGCCGACCCCGACCCCCCCGACGCCGCUCGUGAACGUCGAGGGCGUCGAAUCGUCCACUAACGAGCUGCCGCUGUCCGCGAUCACGUUCGGGGGCCGCUCGUGGCCGCAGCUGGCCGCGCCCGAGGGCCCGGCCGGGGGCCCGCCGGGGGCCGAGGGCGCGGCCUGUAGCGUGUGGGGCGCAGGGCGGCGCCAGCGGCACAGCAUCGCCGGCCAGAUGAGCUACCUCAAGAUGCUGGGGCUGGGCGCGCGCGGGAAGCUGUCCGGCGCCGCCGGCCUCUUCAGCACCGCCGUCAUCUCCGGCUCCAGCUCCGCACCCAACCUGCGCGUCAUGAUACCCACCGCCACCUCGAGCAACACGGCGCUGGAGGGCUUCGGCGGCGUGCCGAGCAUCCGGCCGCUGGAGACGCUGCACAACGCGCUGUCGCUGCGCCAGCUGGACGCGUUCCUGGAGCGCGUGACGGCGGCGCCCGUGCUGCUGGGCACGCCGCCCGCGCCCAAGCAGCCCUCGCCCACCAACAGCGUGGGUUGGAGUGGCCCGUCCUCGUUGAUGUCGUCGUCCUGCGAGCUGCCGAGCGGGCUGUCGUCGGCGGGCCCGUCCUCGCCCAACUCCAAUUACGCGUCCAAUUCAGACAAUAAGAACAACUCCUCGGAGAGUAGCAAUUGGAGUAGAAAUGUGGCGAGCAAACUCCCCGAGUGGGGGGGGGAGGCGGCCACGCUGUGCGCGCUCACCGCGGGGCUGCUCGCGGGCGCCGCAGGUUCGUCUAUUAGCGGCGACGUGACGCCGGUGUCGGCCGCCUCGGAGCUGGAGUUCAAGAGCAACGAGGCAACCGCCGGCUCCAUCACAGAUCACGAUAUACUGAGCGCUGAGGGUGAAGACGAUGAAGAGACAUUGUCCGUAGAUGCCUACGGUUCUUCGGUGAAAGUCAUUAAGAACGAUCUCACCUCUCAAGCCUUCGAAAAUGCGACAAAAAUCGAUAGCAGCGAAGAUUCCACUAGCACCGUACCCAUCGACCUGUACGGCCUCAGUUUUCAAGAGACAAAGGAGACAUUCUACAAAGAAAUGCCUUCCAGUAGUAAAAAUUAUAAUAUAGAAAGUGAUAUUAAAAAUAAAUGUACUAAAGAUCGUUUACAGUAUAUUAGUAAUUUAGACUCGUUGAAUUUACAAAGUAAAGACGGCAAAAAUGCAUCAAAAACAAACGAUGAACUUAACAAUGCGAGUAGAAGAUAUAGUGAUAGUAGUGCCCAGAAAAAUAAUCUCAACGUGCAGACUGCAGUUUUGGGCAGUAGAUUCACGACGACAUUAGUAUUGGAAGAUUCGCUUGUAGCAACCUCAUCUAGUGAAAGUAAGUCGAACAAUAACUUGGUAGACCACGCGCAAGAUGGACCCCCAGCAGUUGCGCCGCUACUCACUAAAGCUAAAACUAUAAACGUUAAGCCUGGUUUCACUAUCACUGAAAAUCAAAAUAGUUAAGUGUCAACGUAGCAUCAUUAACUAAAAAUAGUUGAGAAAAAAAUCAUGAAGAAUGUCAUUUUUAAUAUAUUUACACAAAACAUUAUUGUAUCACUUAUUUAUGACGCUUUUAUCAAUGUCUUUGAAUUUCACUUUUUCAUAUAAUGCAUGAAAGAGAUACAAAUGAUAAUACAAUAAAUAGUUAAAUGUGAUAUACAUGUUUCAGAUUGUGAAUAUGAUCGUGAAUCAUCAGACACUGUGUGAUAUUGUGCAUUAAGUUUCCUGCUUGUCCAUUAACUUAUUGUGAAACUGUAGACUCGAUAAGAAUUUUGACACAAUAUAUUUGACAUAUUAAAAACA
Vanessa atalanta (red admiral) is the source of this 5227-nucleotide messenger RNA. Its product is annotated as inositol hexakisphosphate and diphosphoinositol-pentakisphosphate kinase. NCBI's taxonomy places the organism in Eukaryota, Metazoa, Arthropoda, Insecta, Lepidoptera, Nymphalidae. Gene Ontology annotation, biological process: inositol phosphate biosynthetic process; inositol metabolic process. Bases 194 to 4888 code for a protein of 1564 amino acids. Gene Ontology annotation, cellular component: cytosol. The transcript has 28 exons. Gene Ontology annotation, molecular function: diphosphoinositol pentakisphosphate kinase activity; inositol hexakisphosphate kinase activity; 5-diphosphoinositol pentakisphosphate 1-kinase activity. The record is from RefSeq and is a predicted model, not a curated record.